Molecule: messenger RNA, 3338 nt
Organism: Corylus avellana
Lineage: Eukaryota; Viridiplantae; Streptophyta; Magnoliopsida; Fagales; Betulaceae
Product: potassium channel AKT1
Biological process (GO): transmembrane transport; potassium ion transport
Cellular component (GO): membrane
Molecular function (GO): voltage-gated potassium channel activity; protein binding
Source: RefSeq, a predicted model, not a curated record
UCCAACUGUAACAAGAAAGCGAGUCAUUAACGGUUGAAAAUGUGACAGCUUUUGGAAAGACAGAGAGAAGAUGGAACGAACCAAAAGGCAUCUGAAUUGAGAGAGACAGAGAGAGAGGGAGGGAGGGAGAGAGACAGAGUGUGAGUGUCACAUUUCUCGGUUGUCGGUUUGGUGCAACAAAAUGGCACGGAUCGAGAAGGGAAGGAGAUAGGGAGAGAGAGGGAGCGUGAAUAUCGUUAUAAUGUCGAGGUUGACGCAGAGGAAGAAGCUUGGAGGGGUGUUUAGGGGGUCGAUAUGCGGGCAACGAGGGGAAGGAGUAGGAGGAGCAGAGGAUCAGCAACCGCAGAGAGACGAUGGCAGCCAUUACAGCCUCACAGCCGGCAUUCUUCCUCCUCUUGGUAUCACCGCUUUCACCACUCGCCGCGUAAAGCUCCGCCCCUUCAUUUUCUCCCCAUUUGAUCCCCGCUACAGACUCUGGGAGACAUUUCUUGUAUUUCUAGUUUUCUACACGGCAUGGGUGUCUCUCUUUGAAUUUGGAUUCCUAGAAAAACCAAGGGGACCUCUCGCUGUAAUCGAUAAUAUUGUCAAUGGAUUUUUUGCCAUCGACAUUGCAUUGACUUUCUUUGUUGCAUACCUCGAUGAAACUUCUUAUCUCCUCAUCGACAACCCAAAGCAGAUUGCUUGGAGGUACACCAGGACCUGGUUGGCAUUUGAUGUUAUCUCUACAAUCCCUUCUGAGUUUGCUAGGAGCAUAUUGCCCACUUCUCUACAGACUUAUGGAUACUUCAAUUUGCUUCGCCUAUGGCGUCUCCGAAGGGUCAGUAAAAUGUUUGCCAGAUUGGAAAAAGACAGGAACUUUAGCUACUUUUGGGUUCGAUGUGCAAAGCUUAUAUGUGUUACUCUCUUUGCAGUUCAUUGUGCUGCCUGCUGCUUCUAUCUUAUUGCUGCACGUAAUUCUAACCCAAGUAGGACAUGGAUUGCACUUAUCUUGCAAAACUUUCAUGAGCAAAGUUUGUCAAUCCGAUAUGUGACCUCAGUUUACUGGUCCAUCACCACUCUUACAACCACUGGCUAUGGUGAUUUGCACGCUACAAAUACCCAGGAGAUGAUAUUCGACAUUUUCUACAUGCUUUUUGUUCUUGGCCUAACAUCAUAUAUAAUUGGAAAUAUGACAAACUUGGUUGUCCAUGGGACCAGUCGAACAAGGAAAUUUAGAGACACUAUUCACGCAGCCUCGAGUUUUGGACAAAGGAACCGCCUGCCUGUUCGCCUGCAAGAGCAGAUGCUUGAUCAUUUGUGUCUGAAGUACAGAACUGAUUCAGAAGGGCUGCAGCAGCAAGAGUUUCUUGAUUCCCUACCUAAAGCCAUUCAAUCUAGUAUCUCACACUUUCUCUUCUAUUCACUUGUUGACAACGUGUACUUGUUCCGUGGGGUAUCAAAUGACUUUCUUUUCCAACUGGUCUCAGAGAUGAAGGCUGAAUAUUUUCCUCCCAAAGAAGAUGUAAUUUUGCAGAAUGAAGCACCCACAGACUUGUAUAUCCUGGUUACUGGUGCUGUGGAAUUCAUCGUGAAAAAGAAUAAUACAGAAGAGACUAUUGGUGAGGCUAAGACAGGAGAUGUUGUUGGUGAGAUAGGCAUGCUCUGUUACAGGCCUCAACUGUUUACAGUCCGGACCAAACGAUUGAGUCAGCUGCUGCGUUUGAACCGUACUUCUUUUCUAAAUAUUGUCCAGGCAAAUGUUGGAGAUGGGACCAUAAUUAUGAACAAUAUUCUUCAGCAUUUGAAAGAUUUGAGGGACCCACUGAUGGAAGAAAUUCUUACUGAUACAGAGCACUUGCUAUCUUGGGGCAGAAUGUGUUUGCCUCUUAGUUUAUGCUUUGCAACCACCAGAGAUGAUGAUCAACUGUUGCAGCAGUUGCUGAGGCGUGGUUCUGAUCCAAAUGAAAUGGAUAAUGGAGGACGGACAGCAUUGCAUAUUGCAGCAUCAAAAGGAAGUGAGAAUUGUGUAGUUCUACUUCUAGAGUAUGGAGCAGAUCCUAACAUCAAAGAUUCAGAAGGAAAUGUUCCCUUAUGGGAAGCAAUACAGGGGAGGCAUGAAUCCGUGAUUAAAUGUCUCAAGGAAAAUGGAGCAGAGAUAUCUUCUGGCGAUGUGGGUCAUUUUGCAUGCAUUGCUGUUGAGCAAAACAACUUAGAAUUGCUCAAGAACAUUGUCCAAUAUGGUGGAGACGUGACGCGGCCUAAGAGCAAUGGGACUACAGCUCUUCAUGCAGCAGUAUGUGAAGGAAAUACUGAAAUAGUUGAGUUCCUGCUGAACCAAGGAGCUGGCAUUGAUAAACCAGAUGUCACAGGAUGGACACCUAGGGCUUUGGCAGAUCACCAGGGCCAUGAAGAUAUCAAAGACUUAUUCCAGGCCAAACAAGAAGAGGUCAAGAAACCACCAACUGUUCCAGUACUUAAAAAGAAUCCAGUUGUAUCAUUCCUUGGGAAGUACCAGAGUGAACCAACAAUGCCUCCAUAUCUCCACGAAAACGUUCCACCUGCCCGGGAGGAGACAUGGUCAGAUAGUCGUCCAAGGCGAAGGGCUAACAAUUUUCAUGAUUCACUUAUUGGGGUCAUGUCAGCUGCUAAUGCUGGUGUCACAGACCUUAUUGCUUCUGGUGGCAGUUUUGCAAGUGUGCGGAGUUUGAACAGCUUCCCAGCUAGAGUGACACUCAGUUGCCCGGAGAAAGGUGAAGUUACAGGGAAGCUUGUGCUACUGCCUCUUUCCCUUCAAGAACUACUUGAUGUUGGUGCCAAAAAAUUUGGCUUCUCACCAAGCAAAGUUUUAACUAAAGAAGGAGCUGAAAUUGAAGAUAUAGAGCUUAUUAGAGAUGGUGAUCAUCUUGUUCUUGUAAGUGAUGCUGGAAUUGGCAGUUCAAAAAGCCACCAGACGGCCAUUUAGCGCUCAAAUUUGGGUUCUCUCCAAGAGUCGGGCCGGCACCUAGGCAUGUACAUUUUGAGCUAUGGGAGUUGGGAUAUAUAUCCCAUUGAUUUCUCAUAUAUGGUUUUGGUUUUUAUUUUAUUUUUUUUUCUUCAAUUUUUUACUUUGAAAUUUAUUGUUUUUAUGUUUUUGGGUCUAUUGAAGGAAGCAAAAUUACUAGUGAUGGAAUAGAUGAAGAAAAGGCAAAAUACAGUGUUAAUUGUUCAGGCUUGUGUUCUGUGCUCACAGAAUGCGGACCAAAAGGAAGGCGUCACACUUAUAAUUGUAUCACGAUAAUUUUUCUCUUUAAACAUUUGACGGGUAUGUUGUAAUUAAUGUUGAGAUAAAUAAUAAAGUAUAAAUUGCUUUGGUUUUUCUA